GGGCUUGGCGUCCCCUCCUCGCCCCGGGCCAGGCCCUGCCCCACCUUAUUCUUCCUGGUUGAGAUGGGCUCAGCCAAGAGCGCCCUAGUCACUCCGGCGCAGUCUCCGCCACACAAUAAGCUUCUGGCCCGAGUGGUGGACUCCCGUUCACCUAGUGCCGGCAUCCUGUGCACUCCCAUCCAGGUGGAGAGCUCUCCGCAGCCAAACCUACCAGCAGGGGAGCAGCUGGAGGGUCCCAAUCAGUCCCAAGACUCAGAUCCCCGCUCUCCUACCCUUGGCAUUGCACAGAUACCUAUGAAGACCAGCAGCGGAGAACCCCCAAGCCCACUGGUGAAACAGCUGAGUGAAGUAUUUGAGACUGAAGCCCCCAAAUUGAAUCUGCUCCCAGAGCCUGUUCUGCCCUUAGAGGCAACUUCAUCUUCUGAAUUGGACUUGCCUCUGGGCACCCAGUUUUCUCUUGAGGACCAGAUGCCACCCUGGAGCCAGACUGAGCUCCCCUCCAAGCAGGUGUUCUCCAAGGAGGAAGCAGGACAAACCUCAGAAACCCCCAUGGCCAGCCAGGGCUCGGACAAGCCCUUGAGAGACCCUGAGACUCCCCGAUCUUCAGGUUCUAAGCACAAUAGACAGGAAGCAAAUGGCAAGGUACUAGGGAGAUCUCCCCUCACAAUCCUACAGGAUGACAACUCCCCCGGAACUCUGACACCAUGACAGGGUAAGCGGCCUUCUCCCCUGAGUGGCAAUGCUAGGGAGCUAAAGGAAGGGGCCAUUCUGGGAACUGGACGACUUCUGAAAACUGGAGGCCGAGUGUGGGAGCAGGGCCAGGACCAGGACAAGGAAAAUCAGCACUUUCCAAACUUGGUGGAGAACUAGGCCAACUAUGGCCCCAGCACUGGCUUCACUGGGGGUCUAGUGAUGUUGCGUCCCCUCAACCCCAUCUUUCCCUGGGAGACUGGAAAGGCUUGUUGUCUUCAACUACCCCCCCCAAACUCCUAGCUUGGGGACUGAGCGCUUUCUUGGGCUCUCUUUGUGUCUCCUGUGUUUCUUGUACAUUAAAGAAAGGGG
Molecule: messenger RNA, 1062 nt
Organism: Mirounga angustirostris (Northern elephant seal)
Lineage: Eukaryota; Metazoa; Chordata; Mammalia; Carnivora; Phocidae
Product: cell division cycle-associated protein 3-like
Exons: 1
Coding region: 64-708 (214 amino acids)
Source: RefSeq, a predicted model, not a curated record